AUGUCUAAUUCUCUAGUUAAUAAUAAAAUUCAAGAGCAAUUACCAGACCAAGACAAAGUUUCAAAGAUUAAUCUUAGAAAAAAGAGAAAAAGGACAAGCAAUAAAAUCUUUAAACUCUUUGAUGAAGUUGGAGGGGAAGGAAAGAUCUAUUGUAUUAAAUCUUUUUCUGUGUCAACUAUUUCGAAACUGGACAUGGAUGAUAUUGAUUAUAUAAAGCUAAAGAAGGGAGAAAAAGAAAAAACUUUUUUUGAAUUAAUUUAG
Molecule: messenger RNA, 261 nt
Organism: Racocetra persica
Lineage: Eukaryota; Fungi; Glomeromycota; Glomeromycetes; Diversisporales; Gigasporaceae
Source: the annotation of a GenBank genome assembly